This is a messenger RNA of Closterium sp. NIES-67, 4177 nucleotides long. Lineage: Eukaryota; Viridiplantae; Streptophyta; Zygnematophyceae; Desmidiales; Closteriaceae. The record is from the annotation of a GenBank genome assembly.
CGAGCGUUGGUCGUCUAACUUGUGUGUUCUCAGUCGUUACUAGGGUUUUCUAUACCUGUCCUGCAGUAUUCGUUCUGGUGUUCAAGAACCUGCAUCUGGUCUUCUUGCUGAAUGGACAUGUCUCGCGAUCAGCAGCAGCAGGUACCUCUCGUGCCGCCGACGUCCGCCUGGCAGUGGGACCCCAUCGGCUUCUGGGACGAGCCCUUCUCUUCCCUCUUAACCGACGAAGCACCCGCCGUCGCCGCUACUGGCGUUACCGACAGCCUCGCUGCCACCGCCGUCGGUGGAUCCGUGAGCAAUGGAGUGUUCCUCCCGUCCGUUCCACCCGCCGGCUUCGGCAGCAGCCCUCCGCUACCAACGGUGGGCGCAAGGCUUUGGGGGGGUCCUGAGGGCGGUACCGCCGCCGCCGCUGCCGCGUGGCUCGACUCCGCCAUUGCCGCUGGGGAGGGGGAAUGGUGGCUGCAUGGCGCGGGGAGAGAAGCGGCGCACGGGGGAGCGGCGGGGGCCUUGGCGCAGUUGGGGAUAGGCGGGGAGGACGAAUUGCACGGGGCCCCUACACUAGGCGGCAGCGCCGCCAGGGCAUUAGCGGCGGGCGGGGGUGCGGGUGCGGGUGCGGAGAUGAGAACGGAUUUUGCGGAGGGAGAUGGUGAUAGGAGUAGAGACGCAGCGGCAGUGGAGCGAGAUGCGAUAUGUGAGCAGCGCGAGGGGCUGAGAGAGGGGGUGAACGGUCUACAGGGGGUGAACGGUCUACAGGGGGUGAACGGACAAGGCGCGGAGAUGGACUCUAGUCCAGAGGGCGGUGUGGUAGGAGGUCCGGGCGAUCGUCUAGAUCUAGUGAAUGAAGUGGACUUGACAACAGCAGCAGGCACAGCAGCAGCAGAUUCGGAAGCAGGUGGAGAGACAGCAGUGGGUGCGACGACAGAGGAAGUACCGUCGUUACCCGUGGAAUCGGCAACGUCUGACAUGGCAGGUAUACAGGCUGCUACUUCGGCGGCUGGUGCAGUGUGCGGUGGAGCAGCGAAUAAGGAAUCAGACCCAAAUAAAGCAGCAGCAGCAGUAGUAGCAGCAGCGGCGGCAGCAGCAGCAGCAGCAGCAGCAGCAGCAGCAGCAGCAGCAGCAGCAGCAGCAGCAGCACCACCACCACCAACACCACCAGGAGCAGCAGGAGCAAAACCAAUGGCAGCAGCCGCAGGGCUGGUGGCGAAGAAGGCAGAGUGCUCGCUGGCGCGGCGGCUGGCAGCGGCGCUUGGGGAGGAGUACGACGAGAAGCUGGAGGAGCAAGAGCGGGAGAGAAAGCGAGAGAAGGAGCGGCAGGAGAGGGAACGAAAGGAGCGAGAGCGGGAGAGAGAGCGUGAGAGGGAGCGGGAGCGGGAGAGGCAGAGAGAACAGGAGCGUGAAAGAGAGAGGGAGAGGGAGCGGGAGAGGCAGAUGGAGCGAGAGCGGGAACUGGAGAGGGAGCGGGCGGUAAUAGGGCGCAAGAGGGAGUGGAUAGAGGCAGUGGAGUCGUGGAAGCAGAAGGAGAUGGCCGCCACGUUCGACAGAAUAACGGGCCUUCACGGCCCCGCCUCGCUCUUCCACAGCCCCCCUGCGUCAUCUCGUCUGCUCAGCAGCCCGUUCGCGUCGGGGUCGUCCCCUGCCUUGUUCCGCCCGGGUUCCUCCUCGCCGGUCGCACACCCAGCGUCGUUGUCUGCCCGGCAUGCAUCUCGCCGCGGGGCCAGUCUGCCCAAUGCCUCUGCCUUCACCCUGGGUCUGGGCUCCAUGGUGCCCACUGGGCCGUCCUCUGAUCCCUGGGCCAGCGGUGCUGCUGGUGCUGCUUGUGCUACUGGCGCUACUGGCACGGGCAGCGGUGGCAGUGGCGGUGCUGCUGGGGCUGCAGCGGGCGCGUGGGUAGAUUCUGCGGUGGCAGCGCGCAGUGCGUUGCUGAACGGGGCGCCUACAGGGUUCACCUCCUCGUCGUCCCGCGCAGGCUCGCCGUCCUUCUCACUCGCAGCUCCCGUGAUGGCGGCUCUCGGAUCCGGCAGGGCGGCACCAGGCGGGCUCGGGUUGGGGAGCGCAGAGGCGUUGCUGGGGAGGGGCUUGCCGCUGGGCGCAGCAGGGCCGGCUGCUAGGGGAGCACCGCUGGGGACAGCAGCUGCAGUCAUGGGCGGCGGGGGACUGGGGAUACCCGGGGGUGCAGCAUCCCUGGGGGGAGCACUGGGGGGUCCGCUAGGCGGACCCCUAGGUGGGUCUCAAGGUGGGUCACUAGGUGGGGGCGUGGCCCUUGACUUUUGGAAGCUAGCUACUGGUGGCGCGUUGGACAGGGGGCCACAUGGUGCAGCGCAGGAGAGAACAGGGAGCGGGGAUGGGGGGGAGUAUGGAGCAGGAGGGGGGGGGCGAGGAGGAACGGAGGUGAGGGAGGAGAUGCGAGAUGGGGGGGGCGCAGGAAGGCAUGAGAUUAGUCUGUUGCAGCUGCAGGGACGGGGAUGGCAGGCCCGAGAUGCUUCCCUUCUCCUGCAGCAGCAGCUGCCACAGCAACUACAGAAGCCACGGCGGCAGCAGCAGCAGCAGCAGGAGGAGGGGGGUGGGCGGGGCGAGGAGGAGAGGGAGGAGAUCCGGCAGGUGGUGCGGUUUCAGGGGGAGGGAGGGGCGGUGCGGGCGAGGGAGGGCGGCAGCAGUGGCAGCGCGGGCAGCGUGGGCAGGGCGCCGCUGAGCCACCCGGUCAUGGAGCGCCUGCUCAUCCUGGGGGAGGCUGUGGCCACCGGGGAGGAUGAGGCGCGCAUCUGGAGCCUAGCGGAGGAGCUGCGGCUGCAGGCGGACUCGCGGGGGGCGCCGGAGCAGCGGCUGGUGCACUACGUGCUGGAGGGGCUCAUAGCGCGCGUCAUGGGGGACGGGGCCAAGCGCUGGAGCACCAACACCGCGCUCUCUGUCAGCCAGGACGUGUUGAGCAAGAUGGCGGACCUGUCGUUUGUGAUGCCGCACCACCGCUUCAUGGUGGUGGCGUGCAAUGCCGCCAUAGUGGAGGCCGUGCGCCACCACCCCGUCGUGCACGUCGUCGACAUCGGCUGGUGGUUUGCCGGCCAGUGGCCCGGCUUCAUUGCCGCGCUCGGCGCGCUGCCAGGGCCCAAGCCGCUCCUCAAGUUCACCAAGGUGGACACCCCUCCCUCCAUGUGUCCGGAGCGAAACUUCUCCCAGCUGCCCACAGACCACUGCCAGGACUUGUUGGAGCGGGCAGCAGCUUCAGCGGGCAUCCGCCUUGUGUUCCAAGCAGUGGAGUGCCCCCUCGACCGCCUCGACCGCAGUAUCCUUGGCCUCGAGCCCCUCUCCCCAGCCGCUGCUGCCAGGUGCCUCAGCAGCAGCAGCGGCAACAGCAGCAGCAGCGGUGGCGGCGGUGGCACGUGCAGCAACCAGUCGGGCACGACGCACCGCCACCAGCCCAACCACCAGCGCCAUGCAUCCACACCCGCAAUAGCUGCAGCGUCGGGCUCACGGCAGGUGCUGGCGGCAGGUGCUGGAGAUGAAUUGAGCAGAGUGGGGGCUGGCGAGGUGCUGGUGGUGAACGGCAUCAUGCGCCUGCACACCCUUCCCAGCGGGUCCGUGGUGCGGCACUCCCCCCGCGACGCCGCACUGCGCGCCAUCCGGCGGCUGAACCCGCACGCCGUGGUCCUGGGCGAGCGGCACGUGGACCACGACGGGCCCUUCUUCCUGCGCCGCAUGGCGGACGCCCUCCCCUGGUACCUCUCCGUUUUCGAGUCCCUGGAGGCGGGGCUCAUUCCGCGUGUGCAGGCGUCGCGGGAUGUGUUUGAGAAGGUGGUGAUCGGGCGCGACCUGGUGAAUGUGAUCGCGUGUGAGGGUGCGCUGCGAGUGGUGCGGUCGGAGCCGCUGGGCAAGUGGAACUGGCGCAUGCAGGAGGCGGGGUUUGCCGCCGUGCCGUACCCAACGCGCGCGCGCGUGCAGGUGGAGACAGUCAUGGCCCGGUACCCUGCAGAGUUUGGCGUGGAGGAUGACGAGGGCAGUUUGCUGCUCACGUGGAAAGGGCAGGCCAUGAUGGGGGUAGGGGUGUGGCGUGUGGCACGGUGAUGGUGGUGCGGUGGGUAGAAUGAGAUGCUAGUUCUGUAAGGAGCACCGGGUUGCACUUGGUGUACAAAUCCUUAAUGUGAGCCUCUGUCUGUACGAGGAUGGUUUUGAAAAUUAUUUUACG